AUGAGUAGGAAAAACUCGAAAAAACUAAAAGUGUAUUAUUUACCUGUAAGGUUGACCCAAUUUCAAAAAGAUUUAUCGGAAAUACUCAUAUCCCUACAUGCUGAAUCGUUCAAGUCAAGUCUAGUAGAUGAGCCCCCGGCAAACUCCCUGAGUAAGCUUGAUGGGUCAUCUGCCAAGCCUGAAACGCAUUCAUAUCCACGGCUAUCACAAAGACAAUUGACCUAUAUCUUCGACUCUAACAUAAGGGCCAUCGCCAAUCAUCCUUCGCUUCUCGUGGACCACUACAUGCCUCGACAGCUUUUGAGAAUGGAACCUACGGAGAGCUUGAUUGCUGGCAGCCACAAAUUUCAAGUCCUUAAUCACCUAAUCAAUUCGAUAAUCUUUAGAGAUAGAACACAGACACCCAAUAAAAUUAUAAAAUGCGCCAUCAUAGCACAUAGCAUCAAGGAAUUAGAUUUGUUAGAAGGCCUCGUUUUGGGGAAAAAUUUUAGAAUCAAGAGGCUAUCUGGUACAUCGCUCUACAACGAGAAACAUAAAUUCGCCACUCUAACCACGACCGAUACCGCGACAAAUAAAGAUGGGACCCCGAAUUCUCUAAGUAGCACAAGUUCCAAUUCAAACUCGACUUCUUAUACGGGUUAUUCAAAAGACGACUACGACUAUUCGGUGAAGAGAAACUUGAAAAAAAGGAAACUGAACACUGACGAUUGGUUGUUCUUAGCGACUACAAAACAUUUAAAGCAUGACCAAUAUUUAUUGGCCAACUAUGAUCUCGAUAUGAUUAUUAGUUUCGACCCGAUGCUGGAACUUGAAUUGCCCGCUCUACAACUAUUGAAGAACAGCACCAAUAAAAAUAUUCCAAUGAUAAAGCUACUGGUGCAAAAUUCUCCAGAUCAUUACCUAUUAGAUCCAGAAAUCAAAAGUUCGAGUUCGUCCACUGAUUCAGUUUAUUUGGGCGAUAACGAUCAUCUCGAUAAUGGCAAAGAAUAUGAAGAAAUUAAAUCGUCUUUACUCUAUUUUCUGCAAACAAGGAAGGCAAAAGUUGAUAACUUCAACGUCGAUUAUGCUGCGUUGGUAAAGUGCUGUUUGGAAGGGGGAGACUGUAACGAAUCCUUACCAGCUUUGAAUUUGGUCACGUUGGAUGAGACUUCCAAAGACCUCAGCGGUUCCGACUUUUGGCAACCACAAUUAACCGAAUUAAAUUAUUUUACUACAGAAUUGCCUCUUUGGGACAGUCCGUUGGACAUCAAGACUUAUCAAACCGAACUAAUGCAUAGAGCUGUUAUUAGAUUAAAAGAUAUUCAGGAUGAAUUUACAAAAGAUAGCGAUCUACUAAAUGAAAAACGGUCUAAUGAAAAUCAACGGCAAAACAAACUGGAUGAUAUCAAAAAUUCUAUUGGAGUUACAUUUAAGAACAAGCAGGAAGUAGAAAAGUCCAUCAAUGAUUCUGAAAAGAGAUAUAGACAUGCCAUGACCGAAUCUACCAAGCUAGAUGACAAGGUGAAUUAUCUGCUUAAAAAUAAAGCAGAACUGGAGAACUUUAGUGAAUUGUGUCCCGGAAAUAGUUCAUCUGAAUAUGAUCCGGAAAAAGAAUCUACAUUAGCAACCAAGUUGAGUCAAUAUGCAGAUGAGGACGUAAUUCUUUCCAAUAAAUUAAAAGCACUACAGGAAGCCAAUGCGGAAAAAUUAAAGAAAAAUGAUGAAUUACGUUCCCAAUAUCAAAUAGAAUCUUCAAAAGCUGCGGAAUCAGCUCAAACUUUGAAAACGUUGAAAGAAUCACUGGGAUCUUUAGAAAAUGAAGUAAAUGGUCCUUUGACAAAAGUUCCCGUAGAAAGCUCAAAGAGGGAACUUGAAAUGCUGAAAAAAGAUUUGCAAUCGCUUAAAUCAAAAAACAAAUUUUUGAAAAAUUACAUAAACUCAAUGAACCGACAGUACGACCUUAAAAACAAAAGCAACGUCCAAGUAGAAAAAACCGCUACAACUAGUACACGGUUCAGAUCGACGAGGUCAAAUACACCUAAUUACACAUGA
Messenger RNA from Saccharomyces eubayanus, 2031 nucleotides. It is a transcript of the gene HDA2, whose product is annotated as Hda2p. The coding region runs from base 1 to 2031 and encodes 676 amino acids. The transcript has a single exon. The record is from RefSeq and is a predicted model, not a curated record. NCBI's taxonomy places the organism in Eukaryota, Fungi, Ascomycota, Saccharomycetes, Saccharomycetales, Saccharomycetaceae. Gene Ontology annotation, cellular component: HDA1 complex. Gene Ontology annotation, biological process: regulation of transcription by RNA polymerase II.